AUGGUGCAGACACCACCUUUCCCUCUGCUUGAGAACGCACCAGUAUCUACUUUGAUUAGGGAGGAGUCUUCGUGUUGGGAUGCUGAUAAUGGCAUAUUCACUGUAAGGGGUUGCUACAAGGCAAUUUCUACUCAGUAUGAUCCUAUCAACAAGAAGAAGUGGUCUACCAUGUGGAAACUAAAUAUUCCUAGAAAAGUCAAGGUCUUCGCGUGGCAAGCUUGCUCAGGAUGCCUCCCAACAGCUGAUCAUUUGCGCUCCAGAAGGGUUGAUUGCCAGUAUUGCUGUUCUAUGUGUCAAUCAGAGGAGGAGACAACUUCACAUCUCUUUAUCAAUUGCAGUUUCGCCAAGGAGUGCUGGGAUCUUAGUGGCAUUCCAGUUAGCACCAGUGUCUUCCCCUCCUUUGAGUUUUGGGUCGACCACCAUGUGGCCAUGCUAGAUAAGGAUCAAUGUCGUCUUCUGCUAUUGAUCUGUUGGAGAAUCUGGCUUGCGAGGAACAACAAGAUAUGGAAUAACAAGAUCACCACCAGCAGAAGACUUGUUGAGGCUACGAAGUUGUUCUUGGCAGACUGGAACUCAGCUCUAGAACAAGCAUCUAGUAUCGCUAAUACAAGAUUACCAGUUAUCCGCAAAUAG
This is a messenger RNA of Ipomoea nil (Japanese morning glory), 633 nucleotides long. RefSeq lists its product as uncharacterized. Bases 1 to 633 code for a protein of 210 amino acids. The record is from RefSeq and is a predicted model, not a curated record. NCBI's taxonomy places the organism in Eukaryota, Viridiplantae, Streptophyta, Magnoliopsida, Solanales, Convolvulaceae. The transcript is spliced from 2 exons.